AUGACGGCGGCGACGUCCAGCCAGUGCGGUCGUCUGAGAAUCCAGUACGAGGGAGGUGGUUGGCCGGCGGAUGACAGCAGAGGACAGGUUAGACACGCCGUCUGUUGGUUGGUCGAAAGACCGAGCGAAUUAACGACGACGUGGGACCUGCCGAUCGCUCGGUUUAUGGACGACCACGAAGUGACGUCACCGGCGACCGGGCACCCAUUGGUGGAGUGGGCGCGGGUCGGCCGUUAA
Messenger RNA from Soboliphyme baturini, 237 nucleotides. NCBI's taxonomy places the organism in Eukaryota, Metazoa, Nematoda, Enoplea, Dioctophymatida, Soboliphymatidae. The record is from the annotation of a GenBank genome assembly.